Chiloscyllium plagiosum (whitespotted bambooshark) is the source of this 5817-nucleotide messenger RNA. RefSeq names its product ephrin type-A receptor 8. Lineage: Eukaryota; Metazoa; Chordata; Chondrichthyes; Orectolobiformes; Hemiscylliidae. Gene Ontology annotation, cellular component: plasma membrane; dendrite. Gene Ontology annotation, biological process: ephrin receptor signaling pathway; axon guidance; protein phosphorylation. The record is from RefSeq and is a predicted model, not a curated record. Gene Ontology annotation, molecular function: ATP binding; transmembrane-ephrin receptor activity; protein binding.
UCGCUGUCUGAUUGGUAGCGGCGAUGCAUGCUGGCAGUGUGAUUGGUGCGAGCCUUUGACGGACAGUUGGAGGGGUCGAGUCCCAGCCCCGGGGCUGGCUGCUGCGGUUUAAAGUCUAGCGAGCGGCGCUCAGAUGCCGCUAGAGCUCGGCUGUUUGUACACAGAGCGAGCAGCAACAGCAGCCAUGGCUACAGGACGGUGCCUCUGGCUCUUCCUCUGGAAUAUCCUGUGUACAUCACACUGCAUCUACUUUCCGCCAAAUGAAGUUAAUCUCCUAGAUACAGCAUCGAUACAAGGAGAUUGGGGGUGGCUGACUUAUCCUCACAAUGGGUGGGAUGCUAUCAGUGAAAUGGAUGAGUACUUCACUCCAAUCCACACCUAUCAAGUCUGCAAUGUCAUGUCUCCAAAUCAGAACAACUGGUUAAGGACUAAUUGGCUCCAGCGGAAUGGGGCACGUCGAAUAUACAUUGAAAUAAAGUUCACUUUGCGAGACUGCAACAGUAUGCCAGGGGUUGUGGGGACCUGCAAGGAGACCUUCAACCUGUAUUACUUUGAAUCAGACAGGGACAUUGGCAGCAAUAUCUGGGAGAACCAGUUUGUGAAGAUUGACACAGUGGCCGCUGAUGAAAGCUUCACCAAUGUCGACUUGGGAGUCCGAAGACUGAAAUUAAACACUGAAGUUCGUGGAGUGGGUCCGCUCAACAAGAAAGGUGUCUACCUGGCUUUCCAGGAUAUAGGAGCUUGCAUUGCGAUUGUGUCAGUGAGGGUUUACUACAAGAAAUGCCCGGCCAUGAUACAGAAUCUGGCUGUCUUUCCCGAUGCAGUGACUGGUGCUGACUCGUCCUCUCUGGUAGAGGUACAAGGUCAGUGUGUGGACCACAGCGAGGAGAGAGAUACACCGAAGAUGUAUUGCAGUGCAGAGGGGGAAUGGCUUGUUCCCAUUGGGAAAUGUGUCUGUAGUGCUGGCUAUGAGGAGCAGAGAGAUAGCUGCCGAGCCUGUGAGCCUGGGUUUUUCAAGUCAAGCUCUGGAGACCAGCUCUGUGCGAAAUGUCCUCUUCACAGUCACUCUGAUGUGAUGGCUGCUCUCUUCUGCCAGUGCGAUACCAACUAUUACCGGUCUGCUUCUGACCCUCUGCCUGCACCUUGUACCAGACCUCCCUCUGCCCCAGUAAAUGCCAUGUCCACUGUGAAUGGAACCACAGUGACCUUGGAGUGGAGCCCACCCUCCAGUAAUGGAGGAAGGAGCGAUGUCCGGUACAACAUUAUCUGCAGGAAGUGUGCGUGGGAGGCAAGCCAGUGUGAAGCGUGUGGCAACCGAAUCCGAUUCAGCCCAAAGCAGAUGGGGCUGACACAGCCCGCUUUAAGUGUGAUUAACCUGUUAGCGCACACCAACUAUACCCUGACAAUCGAGGCAGUCAAUGGAGUCUCUGACCUCAGCCUGGAGUCCCGGCAGUUUGUUUCACUGAAUGUUACCACAAACCAGGCAGCUCCAUCCCAGAUCUUGGUGGUCAAACAGGAAAACACCAGCCAGAACAGUGUGACAUUAAUGUGGCAGGAGCCAGACCAGCCAAAUGGCAUCAUACUGGAAUAUGAAAUCAAAUACUUUGAGAAGGGUAAGGAACAGCAGAGUUACUCCACACUGAAAGCCAGGGGAACAAGUGUGACAGUCUCCAACCUGAAACCUGGAACUCGUUAUGUAUUUCAGGUCCGAGCUCGUACAUCAGCUGGGUGUGGCCGAUUCAGCCAGACCGUCGAGAUUGAAACUGCGAAAUCAGUUUCACUCCGAUAUGAUACGACUACAAUCAUCUGGAUAUGUUUUGCUUUAGUGACUGGGCUUAUCGUCCUCCUGGCAAUGUUUAUCUGCAGGAAAAGAAGGUGUGGGUACAGUAAAGCAUUUCAAGAUCCUGAUGAAGAAAAGAUGUAUUAUCAGAAUGGGCACCUCAGGUUCCCUGACCCGAAGAUUUAUGUUGACCCUCACACCUACGAAGACCCGGGCCAAGCGGUCCGUGAAUUUGCCAGAGAAAUAGAAGCAUCACGAAUAAAAAUUGAAAAGGUUAUUGGCUCAGGUGAAUUCGGGGAGGUGUGUUAUGGUCGCCUGAAGCUGCCAGCAAAGCGAGAGAUCCCUGUGGCUUUAAAGACACUCAAAUCAGGAUACACUGAGAAACAGAGACGGGACUUUCUGAGCGAGGCCAGCAUCAUGGGACAGUUUGACCACCCAAACAUCAUUCGGUUAGAAGGAGUCGUUACCAGAAGUAAACCAGUGAUGAUAGUUACUGACUAUAUGGAGAAUGGAUCGCUGGAUUCAUUUCUGAGGAGACACGAUGGUCAGUUCACCGUCAUCCAACUUGUUGGAAUGCUUCGUGGGAUAGCGGCUGGAAUGAAGUAUUUGUCAGACUUGGGAUACAUACACAGGGACCUUGCAGCACGAAAUAUCCUGGUCAACAGUAACUUGGUGUGUAAAGUGUCAGACUUUGGUCUCUCUCGAAUUUUAGAAGAUGAUCCAGAUGCAGCUUACACCACUACGGGAGGAAAGAUCCCAAUCCGCUGGACGGCUCCUGAGGCCAUUGCUUACCGCAAGUUCUCCUCGGCCAGUGACGUCUGGAGUUACGGAGUUGUGAUGUGGGAGGUGACAUCGUAUGGAGAAAGACCAUAUUGGAAUAUGACAAACCGAGAUGUAAUUAAAUCCGUGGAAGAAGGUUACCGACUUCCAGCUCCCAUGGGCUGUCCUGCAGCCCUCCAUCAGUUAAUGCUGGACUGUUGGCAGAAAGAUCGCAGUGAGAGGCCCAAAUUUUUCCAGAUCGUCAGUGUAUUGGACAAGCUCAUUAGGAACCCCAUUGCCCUCAAGAUUCUUGAUACCACAAGCAGACUGAACAGUCCUCUGCUAAACAGAAACAUUCCCAACUACACAUCCUUUGCCUCUGUGGAUGAAUGGCUGGAUGUCAUUAAAAUGGGACGCUAUAAAGACAACUUUGCAGCUGCAGGUUAUUUAUCACUGGGCCUGGUAAUGAGAAUGAACCUGGAGGACGUCCGAAGACUUGGAAUAACGUUGAUGGGACAUCAGAAGAAAAUCCUUAGCAGCAUUCAGAUCAUGAGGGAACAGCUAAUAUGCUCAAAUGGCCCAGGUAUCCAUGUAUAGCCAGUCAGAAUUUACGGUAGAUCGUACAAUAGCUUAAGGCUAAUGUGCAAUAAGGACACUAUGGAAAUCAAAUUGGCUGAACAUCAGUCUUUUAUAAUUUGCCUUUAAUAUAAACAAGAAAAGAUUUACAAAUGCAAGAGAUGGGUGCUGCUUCUCUCCUGACACAACUCCUUGGACAAUCUUAUGAUCAUUGGUCACCAUUUUAUAAUGGACAAUCUUCAGGCAGACAUCUUUCUCUGGAAGAAUGAACUGCAUUCAAUGUGCUAGUAACCGUGUUUGACCUUCAUUCCCUCUGAACUGACAGUGACCUCACUGCAAGCACCAAGAGGCAGGAAUGAGGAUCUCGUCAAAGUGGUAUAAGUACCUCAUUCCACCAGAGUGCACUGACUCCAGUAAAGGAUUUAGAAGACAUGAUCCUCUGUAAGAAAGAUGCUUCAGAAGAACAGGGAAGUGGAGGAGUUAGUAUGACCAGGAGCUUCAGGACCAGUCCUAUGCAGCUGCAAAACCCAAUCAUUGUCAUAACAUCUUGAGAGCAGUCUUCAACUUUAAUAUACAUGUUUACCAGGAAGGAUUUAAAUCAGAAUUUUUAUGGCAUUGAGAGUUCUGUGGACAUGUCAAAAUGUACAAAAUUUUUGAAAGAAAUUAUUUAACCAUUUAUUCUUAGUUGAAUUGAAAUUUGGAGAGCGCAGACACUUUACAGAUUGCUCUUUUGUCUGAAGUUGAGAUUUUAGAGAUUGCACUUCUGACAUGGGAAUUAUUUGACAGACUCAGUAUACUGAAACCAGGACUGAGAGGCAAUAUAUCACAUUGUGCAUUUAUCAGUAAAUCAGAUUCAAUUUUAACUACCUAGAAAAUGUACCCCCUAACCCGUUUACUAUUUUGGUUGCACAAAUAAUGAAAUCUUCCAAUUUCUGAAGUUGGAAGCUAUGAAGAUGGUACCAGUCAGCCAAGUUUAAGUGGAGUUAAUGGCACAAUCAGAUCAGCAAUGAUCUUAUUGAGCUGAAUGGAACAGGCUCAAGGGGCCGAAUGGCCAACUCUUGCUCCUACUUCUUAUGAUUUUAAUGAUGAAGGUGGUCAUUCACUGGACAAGUUUUAGGAUUUCAACACCUGCAAAUGUCCCAGUAAUUCUUCCACAUAGUCUCUGGGACUUGCUGUGAACUAUGUCUGACACCUAUGGGGUUAGUUUAGCUCAGGCGGAUGCAAACACUGUGGGUUCAAUUCCGGCACCAGCUGAGGUUAUCAUGAAAGAUUCUCCUUCUCAGCCUGUCCCCUUGCCUGAGGCAUGGUGUCCCUCAGAUUACAUCGCCAUCAUUCGUAUCUCUCUCUGAUAAGAGGGCAACCAAUGAUCCAGUAAGACUUUGGUGAUUUACUUCACCUUUACAACAAAGUACUAUUCAGUAACUUUCAAAUGCUGGUGCAACAGCUUAACUGAGCUAUGCAGAAACCAGCAGUGCUUGUGAGUUCUGAGUCUGUCACACUGAUAGAGCAAUUACUGUCAUGAUAACAAGAUUAACUCCAGCCACAUGUGCAAGACAACAACUUAAGAUCAACGUAUGCAAUAAGACUAAUGACAAUGGUAGUGUUGAUGUUGCAUCAACAAAUGUCCCAUGCACGUUCAGCAACCAUAUGUCCAACACAAAUCUGAGCCUAUUAUCAUUCCCUUCAGUCUGACUCCUUGUUUCCAAUAUUGAUGCAGUACUGGACAUUGGAGUUGCGAGUCUAUAGGAACAUUAUAGCUUUAGGAUCCUCAGCCAAACCCAUCAUAGGCAGUAUCUGAGUACUAAAGAGGACAGUUAUUUAGUACUACGACUCCAUGUUUGAAUCAGAUGUGCAUUACCUAGAAAUUAUUCUUGCAGAUUAAUUUAAUUAGUUUAGGCUCCAAGGUGGUAAACAGUAAAGAUUAUAUUUAUGAGUAAUGUGUUCCUUCUUCCUAAAAUGGGAACUGGAGUUUGAAAGGAGGUCAUGAGCCUUUAAAUCAAUUGCAUGAUUUACCUCACAUGGAGUCAGUUGUGGAGUGUGAGCCUCUCCGAGGUUCUGGACCUGUGUUUUCAGACUGUUCGUGGUUUGGAUUGCAGCACUUGUGUCAAACUCUUUAUAAGUACCACCUUAGAACAGUUUAAAUGAAUAUUUUAGUAUUUAUUAUUAUAUGGUAGCAUUAGUAAAAUGUAAAAACAAUAGAUACUUUUUUAUACUCCAGACAGGGAGAGAGGGGCAUUGUCACAUUUCUUGUCCUGCAUCUCUCCAGACUGUAUAACUGAUAAGGUUAUUAUGUUAGAAUUCUGCGGUAUUUACCAGUUGAUCUUCUACAAUGCAUCAGGUAAAGCUGUGAAGGCAAUACAUUUGUAAUGUAGGGAUUUGAAGUACAUUGCUAGAAACUAACACAUACAUUGUAUAAACAGGAAGCAGCUUGGUAGUAAUAUUCAGAUAAAAGAAUGGAUUAACAUCUUGACCUAAUACUAAAUGGCAACAUUCAGGGUGUCAUUAGACCAGAAACUAUCCCAUGAUUUAUGUUUUCAUGUCUCACUGUUCUUUUUCAUUGACUUCAUCAUCAUUUUAUCUCAUGCCAAGUGAGUAAGUUGAAAAUGAAUUAAACAAACAUAUAGACAUCACCUUUCUAAGUAUAGUAUUUUCAUACACGACCUUAUAAAAUAUGUGACUGACUUGAGACAAGAGCAAUGAUU